This is a messenger RNA of Anastrepha obliqua, 6280 nucleotides long. Its product is annotated as 5'-AMP-activated protein kinase subunit gamma-1-like. The record is from RefSeq and is a predicted model, not a curated record. Bases 1930 to 4641 code for a protein of 903 amino acids. The transcript is spliced from 10 exons. Lineage: Eukaryota; Metazoa; Arthropoda; Insecta; Diptera; Tephritidae.
CAAGCGUGUUUGAGUGCUCUUUCAUAAAUUUAUAAAGGAAAUGAAUUUUAUAUAUUUUCAUUUUGUUUAAAUGCUUAUUUGCCACACACAAAAAGCAUAAAGUUAAAAUCACGUGCUGAAUUGGAAAUUUUUUCUUAUUAAAUUUUACCAAUCUGUGUAAAGACGCUAAGCAAAAAGAAAAGUGUAGCUAGAUAAACCGGUUGGUAGUUGAGGUGGAUAAAUUUAUCGUUUUAUUUUUGAACAAUAUCUAAAAAGGUAACAAAUAAAUAAAAAUCAAUGGGAAGCAGUGCCUAAUAAAAGCGGCCUACAACUGGUUGCCUACCUUGGACGGGCUUGGAAGAAAUUAACAUGCUUAUGUGGAAUGGAGAAAAUAUUUAAAAAUAAAUUUGUGCUUAAAAAAUUUUAUUUUUAAACGAAUUGACAAUUAAAAGGGUAAAAAAAUAAUAUAAUAAAAUAUUAAAAAAGAAAUUGGUGAAAUAAUUCAGUACUUUUUUGGUGAACACUUAAAGAAGAAAAUAAUACGAGAAUAUAUUUGUAAAUAAUUUUAAGUCUAAAUAAGCAAAUCGCCGGGUACAACAAACUAUUACGUCGUUCAACUGUCACUUUGACAACUGCAACAAGUACAACUAGGCAUGCAACAAUAAAAACACCAAUCAUAGUUGAAGUAUUUGUAACAACAGCAACAAUAACAAGAACAGUCAAACGGCAGAGUACUAUAUCGACCAACUGCAUUGGCAAAAUAGUAGCCGCAAAAAAGUGGGAGUUGGAAUUGAAUAAACAUUGUUGUCGUUGCUGUUAUUGUAUUGUAUACAUAGUAAACGUAUUACAGAAGCAACGCAACAACGAGAGAAGCAAUAGUAAAGCCAGCAGCGUCGACGUUUACGUCGACUGCAGCAUAGGCAACAGGAGUGACUCUGCUCGCAUUCACUUCAAGUAGUGUAACAAAUGCAAUAAAACGAGCGUCGCCGAGAACAGCAACAAAAUUGUGCAAGUGUGCAUUAUAACUAUUACACGACAACAAAGUAGUGUCUACGCGAAGUCAACUUUACAUUUGUGAACCGCUGCUGCUAUGCAAACCUAUACAAACGGCGGAAGUGAGCAAGUGAGUGCAACAAAGUAAUUGAGAGAGUAAGCGCUGCACCAAGCACUAGUAGGUGGGGUAUAAAGACUCUACAACAUUAUCACAACAGCCGGUUUUGUUUGUGUAUUAUGCUUCUGCAAUCGGAUGCCGGCUUUCUCGGCUACUUUUUUCAGUUCAUUGUUAUUUGUGAUAAUUAAACGAGUGGGUGGCUGACAAGGCAACGUUCACGACUCAAGUUAAAAGAGCAGCAACAAAAACAAUUUGAAUUAUUGCAACAGUUAAUGAACAUUUCUUUAUACAAAAGCAUAACAGAAUAUUUUUUGUUUAUUUUAAAAACAAUAACAUCAGUCGCAAAAUUAUAAAAGUAAGCUACAAGGUGACCGACAUUGGCCGUCAACUUGUCGGCAAGUGAUUCAAAGUAGUGAAAAACGUGUUUUAAAUUGUGUGAGAAAAAUUUAACUGCAGUAGAAUAACAGCAACAUGUGACUUUAAGCAACAAAUACAAACAAACAAAAACUUCAAAAUAACAAAAACUAAAAUUCAUCUGGAACGUGAUUGCAAUUUGUGAUUUUAUGAUAUAAUAUUUUCGCUCCGUAUUCGCAUGCUAAAAAAAAAUAAGUAUUUUAGUUACUUUACUCAAUUUUUUCACUCCACUACAUAGUGUUAUAUUAUAUGAUAUAUUUUUUGCUGUGAAAUUUCAAUUAAUUCAAUAUACAUACUACGUAUGAUAUUCGUUCAAUUGGAAAGUGUGAUCUUUAACUUAAAAUUAAAAACAAAAAAUAGUCUAACUAUUUACAAAUAUUAAAUAUUUAAUUCAACAUAUAUACUCGUAUAUAAAAGAAAUAAACAUGCACGGUAUAACCCACUUAUAUCGGCAGCAUGCUGUCGAAAAGCAGUUGAGCGCAGACAGCGCCUGUUCGACCCAUCAUAAUCACCAUAAUAACCAUUCACCUUUUGGCGCACGUCACAGUUACCCACGUGACAGCAUCAGCUACGAUAGCAAUGAUUCGUGCAGCAACAAUGACAUAGCCGAUCGUUUGCAUAGCGUUGACUCGGGUAGCAGUUCAGGUUCGUCGACCAACUCCAAAUCACCGAACUGGUCGCAAGAAAAGGUAAUCGAUAAAUUAGUGCAGUCCUCCAGCCCUCAACCAGUACCCGAGGGCAAUAAAUCGCUCAACAAUCACUACCGCAACUCGCCAUCGAAUGCCAGCAAUAUGACACGCAGUUCCUACGACAGUUACAACAAUAGUUUCAAGCGCACCUGCUCAAAACGUAACUAUUUCGAUCGAUCUCAUAGUCCAGCCGUUUAUGCAAGCCUACGACGUUAUCCGAAUGACUACAACGGCUCGCCGCCAGUCUAUGCCACACAGGGUGGUUACUUUCCACAUGAUCUCGAUGACAUCUAUGAAUCGCAAGCCGAUCAUCAGUACUUUACGCAUACGGGUGCGAGCAGUGCACGUACACCUGAACGCCCGACCAUCAAUUCGAUCUUCCAUAGAGUUGGCGCUGCUUACACGUCGCUGGACGAUUAUACAGCACCAACGCGUCACUCGUUGGACAAUAGUGGUGGUAGUGGUGCGUCACACAAGCAUCGCUUCGAUAAUAGCAGUUUCGCCAAAAGUUUGAGCACAAAUGAGGAUAGUGAUAAUUCGUUGCCGCGUGAGCAUAAGAAGUCAAAGGAACAUCAGCACCAUCAUCAUCACCAUCAUCAUUCAAUACAGGAAAUGUUGAAGCAGUUUUCCAAGAAGGUGCACAUUUGGCCACGCAAAUCACACGACACGAACAGUGUUUGCACUUCGCCGCAAAAUGAUCCACAAGAGAAUUUCCGUUCGCGUUCGAAGAGUUUGGAUGUGAAUACGCUGAGUCGACCGAAUCGGAUAUUGGAGGAUUGUGGCGCGACAUACAAAAUCUACGAGAGAAUCGUGAAAGAAGGUGCUCAUAUGCGUCGCGCCUCAGCCGAUUUGGAGAAACGACGUGCUUCUUUGGGUGCAGCUAGUCGAGGCUUACGUGGUGAUGGCACUUUGGAUCCACAUCAUGCCGCCAUAUUAUUCCGUGAUUCCAGAGGGUUGCCUGUCGCUGAUCCGUUCCUAGAAAAAGUGAACCUCUCUGAUUUCGAAGAAGACGACUCACAGAUUUUCGUGAAAUUCUUCCGUUUCCAUAAGUGCUAUGACCUGAUACCAACCUCCGCUAAACUGGUUGUUUUCGAUACACAAUUGCUGGUGAAGAAGGCCUUCUAUGCGCUCGUGUAUAAUGGUGUGCGUGCAGCACCACUCUGGGACUCACAGAAACAACAAUUUGUUGGCAUGUUAACCAUAACGGAUUUCAUAAAAAUUCUACAAAUGUAUUAUAAGUCACCGAAUGCAUCAAUGGAACAGUUGGAGGAGCACAAAUUGGACACAUGGCGAAGUGUGUUGCACAAUCAAGUUAUGCCAUUGGUUAGCAUCGGUCCGGAUGCUUCACUCUAUGAUGCCAUUAAAAUUCUCAUACACAAUCGUAUACAUCGAUUACCGGUCAUUGAUCCGGCGACGGGCAAUGUUUUGUACAUAUUAACGCAUAAACGCAUACUAAGGUUCCUCUUCUUAUAUAUUAACGAAUUACCAAAGCCCUCGUAUAUGCAGAAAACCCUACGCGAUUUAAGGAUCGGCACAUACGACAACAUUGAGACUGCGGACGAGAACACAAGCAUUAUAAUGGCGUUGAAAAAAUUUGUGGAGCGACGAGUGUCAGCAUUACCGCUAGUAGAUUCAGAAGGACGGCUAGUGGAUAUCUACGCAAAAUUCGAUGUGAUUAAUUUGGCCGCCGAGAAGACCUACAACGAUUUGGAUGUGUCCCUGCGCAAAGCAAACGAACACCGCAACGAAUGGUUCGAGGGUGUGCACAAGUGCCGAUUAGACGAAACACUCUACACAAUUAUGGAACGCAUUGUACGCGCCGAAGUUCAUCGUCUGGUCGUUGUUGAUGAGAAUCAGAAAGUGAUUGGCAUUAUUUCACUAUCCGAUAUACUGUUGUACCUGGUAUUACGCCCCAGUGGCGAAGGUUUGGGCAUCUCUGAGAACUCGCUACGCGCCUCAGAUCCUGUUUUGCGACGUAAAUCGUCCGAUGACGAAGACGCCGAUACAAAAUCAUCGGGCAGCCGUAGUAUUAUUGAAGAUAUACCCGAGGAAGAGCCAGCCGUGGUGACAACGGUGCCAGCGCCUCAAAUAGGAAAAGAAUUCGACGCGGCAAACGUCACCACGUCCGGCAAACGUCGUGAGCCGAAUGUGGAUAUUGAUGCCUCAACACAAAAGCAGAAUGGUGAUAGCAAUCCCGCUGAAGUGUCCUUUGCCGCCGAGGCGGAAGAAGAUCCUGGAGAUGAUGGCGUGACAGAUGCCGACAUCGAUGCUGAUGCAGAUGGUGACAAUGAUGAUGAUGUGGUAACUGGGCAAUAUGUCGAUCGAAAGAAAUCGCUUGGCGCGACGACGGACGAGGACACAGAAUUGGAAACAGCCGCGUCGGCAGCCUCAGCAUUGGGCGGUAUGCCCACAAGGACGGCGCGUGAAAUGGCGCUUGUUAGUGAAUAAAUUUAUAAUAUUAUAUAUACAUAUACAUAUUUCAAGCUACAAACAUAUACAUACAUACAUACAUAUUUUAAGUAUGCGUUUUUUAGUCAGCAAAUUACAAACAAAAGAUUUGAUAAACUUGAUUGUUGCUAUAAAUGCUUCAAAGCCUUACAAAACAAAACAAACAAACCAAACAAAAACACAAAAUGCAAAAAAAACAAAAAAAAAAACAAACAAAAACUAAGAAACGAAAUAACAUAAUGUUCGAUUAGAGUGUUUAAGAUUGUAGAUAAAAUGUGUGUAAAAACUUCAAAGGAAGCGACAGUGAGUCGCUGACGCUCAUGCGAGUGGGGCAAUGCAAAAACUUUUGUACGAGUAUGUAUAUCGAAAGUUGCAUCAAGAGAAUACAGAGGCACACUCACACUCGUUAAACAAGAGCAAAAGCAUGUGUAAUAAGCAAGCUUCUCAACGAGCUUUACAAAUUCUUAUAUUUAAACAAAGAAAAAUAGUUUUGUAAUUUAAGUAGAAAUUAUUGGUAAACAGCAACGCAAAAUAAAAUAAAGCUAAAGAAAAAAUAAAAAAUAAAAAAUAAAAAAUAAAAAUUAAAAUAAAAGUAAAAGAAUCUGCUUGUAAAAUAGAAAAUCAUGAAAAUUUAACAAAUUAUUAGAAAUUAUGUUAAAUGUAAAUCAUCUGAAGAAGGUACAGUAUAAUGCAUUAGCUGCUAACUGUAAGUUAAUAUUCGCCAUGAUACGAGUAAGAGAGGAAAGUGAGACAAAGGAAACUGGGCGUGUGAAUAACUGCAUACAAAUAACUGUGACAUUUGUAACUAACAACUACUACACAUACAAAUUCAUACACACACACACACACUGUUAUGGAAAGGUAAAUAUUAAAUUAAAUUUUAAUUAAAAGGUAUAGCAAACUACCAAAUCAGCUUACAAUACAAAAAUACUAAUUAAAAACGAAAACUAAUAAAAGAGUUUUAAUUGCAAACAAAAUACAGAAACAAAGAUUUCAUACCAAUAAAGGCGGCUACAAAAUGCACCAUACAAACAAAGCAUAGUUUUAGUAGGGGAAGUAAUGAGCGCGUUGGGGAAAAUGAGUACGACGAGUAGAAUGCAGCAACAGGCACAUGCGCUCAUACAUAUUACAAUUAGUAGAAAGAGAAAUGUUAUACAAUUUUUACUACAACAAAAUAACAAAACAACAAACAAGCAAAUAAAAGAAAAUUUAAAUACAAAAACAAAGAUGGUACUUUUUAUAAAAAUAUUACUCUUUAACUAUUAUCUACUAUUAUUAUUAUUAUGUAUUGCUAAUUCGAUUAUGAUUAUUGUCAUUAUUACUAUAUAGAAUUAUUAAUUCCUGUAAUUAUGAUUACUGCUAUUAUAAUUAUAACGUUAAAUAAAACAAAGAAAUUCUGAAACAUUGAAUUAAUGCUGUAUGUAAGCGAAUACUAUUAAUAAUAAUAAUAAUAAUAAUAAUAAUAAUAACAAUAACGCAAACAAACAUAAUCACAAGUAAAACUGUAUUUGAAUAAAGAACUUCACGAAGACGGUAGUGACAGAGAGAGAGAGAGUGGCUUAGCUCGAAGUAUUUGUGCGCUAAGCAGUAAACCAAAAAAUAAUAAUUACUUAAAAUAAAAGAAAAUUAUAAUUUUUAA